AAUAGCCACGCGCCUUCAGAUUCAGGCAGCCGCUGGCUCGGCGUUUGCGCACCAGGAGUUUGUUGCUGCUGUAGCCGCCUGGAAUUGUGGGGAUUGUGUCUGCCCCUCGGCUGCGGUGGAAAGCCGAAGGUCCUGGUUAUGGCUCCUCAGCACCUGCUUUCAACUAGGAUGGCCCAACGAGGAAUGCUGCUGGGGCUGCUGUUGACGUCCUGUUUAACUGUCUGCCUCAGUUGUCAGAACUCAAAUAAUUUUGCGCUCACCAACCCAGAGAAGAGCAUCCACAAGGAAUCAGAUACAAAGGAAACCAGAAGAGAGGAGGAGCUAGACACCGAGGUCCUAGAGGUGUUUCACUCAACCCAAGAGUGGCAGACUCUUCAACCAGGUCAGGCUGUUCCUGCAGGAUCCCAUGUGCGAAUGAACCUACAGACUGGAGUAAAUGAGGUGAAACUCCAACAAGAAGACAAAUCCCAAAAUAAUUUGAAAGGAUUUAAAAGAGGCAGAAGGCUGGACAUCAACACCAAUACAUACACAUCUCAAGACCUCAAGAGCGCACUGGCCAAAUUCAAGGAGGGGGCAGAGAUGGAGAAUUCAAAGGAUGAAUUGGCAAGACAGGCCACAAUAAAGCAGCUCUUCCGUCCCAUCGAGGAGCUGAAGAAGGAAUUUGAUGAGCUGAAUGUUGUUCUUGAGACUGACAUGCAGAUUAUGGUUCGGCUGAUAAACAAGUUCAACAGCUCCAGCUCCAGCCUAGAGGAGAAGGUUGCUGCACUCUUUGAUCUUGAGUACUAUGUCCAUCAGAUGGAUAACGCACAGGACCUGCUGUCCUUUGGUGGCCUUCAAGUGGUGAUUAAUGGGCUCAACAGCACAGAGCCCCUGGUGAAGGAGUAUGCUGCUUUUGUGCUGGGGGCUGCCUUUUCCAGCAAUCCAAAGGUCCAGGUGGAAGCCAUUGAAGGCGGAGCUCUGCAGAAGCUGCUGGUCAUCCUGGCCACAGAGCAGCCUCUCCCUGUGAAGAAGAAGGUCCUGUUUGCACUGUGCUCCUUGCUGCGCCACUUCCCCUAUGCCCAGCAGCAGUUCCUGAAGCUUGGGGGGCUGCAGGUCCUCAGGAGCCUGGUGCAAGAGAAGAGUGAGAAGGUACUGGCCGUGCGUGUGGUCACCCUGCUCUAUGACCUGGUCACCGAGAAGAUGUUUGCUGAGGAGGAGGCAGCGCUGACCCAGGAUUCAUCCCCAGAGAAGCUGCAGCAGUACCGCCAGGUGCACCUCCUGCCAGGCCUUCGGGAACAGGGCUGGUGUGAGAUCACCGCCCAGCUCCUGGCACUUCCAGAACAUGAUGCUCGGGAGAAGGUGCUGCAGACGCUGGGCGCCCUCCUGACCACCUGCCGGGAUCGCUACCGGCAGGACCUCCAGCUGAGCAGGACACUAAGCAGUCUCCAAGCAGAGUACCAAGCCCUGGCCUCCCUGGAACUCCAAGAAGGCGAAGAUGAUGGCUACUUCUGGGAGCUGCUGGCCUCCAUCGACAGCUUGAUGAAGGAACUAAGAUGAGGCCGCCAUGCUGAGACCAGGGCUAGACUGACACUGCUCCUGAGAGACCAGUGGCUCCUCAGGGACGUCAACCACGAGGCGGACUUCCCUACUGGGCAUGAGCUUUAUCUGGGCAGAGCUGGCUAGGUCAUUAAACAGAGACGUGAAGACUGUG
Molecule: messenger RNA, 1690 nt
Organism: Grammomys surdaster
Lineage: Eukaryota; Metazoa; Chordata; Mammalia; Rodentia; Muridae
Gene: Sil1
Product: SIL1 nucleotide exchange factor
Exons: 10
Coding region: 139-1536 (465 amino acids)
Source: RefSeq, a predicted model, not a curated record